This is a messenger RNA of Brachypodium distachyon (stiff brome), 924 nucleotides long. RefSeq names its product PITH domain-containing protein At3g04780. The coding region runs from base 96 to 680 and encodes 194 amino acids. The record is from RefSeq and is a predicted model, not a curated record. The transcript is spliced from 7 exons. Lineage: Eukaryota; Viridiplantae; Streptophyta; Magnoliopsida; Poales; Poaceae.
GGCAAAGGCAUCCGCGCUAGCAAGUCAUCUCACGCAGACCCGCCGGUCGCACCAACCCCCAGCGCGGAACGAACUUCUAGAAGCUUCCGGAAGCCAUGGCCACCGCACCCGCGACCCCCGCCGCUGCCCCAGCCGCCGCGCCCGCUGCCGCUGCCGUCCCCGCCUCGUCGGUGCCGCGCGGGCAGGUGGAUCUGGUCGACUUCAUCGACUGGACCGGCGUCGAGUGCCUCAACCAGGACCCCUCCCACAGCAUCGCCAACGCCCUCAAGCAGGGUUACAGGGAGGACGAGGGACUGUACCUCGCCAGCGAUUCGGACGAGCAGCUGUUGAUCUACAUUCCCUUCAUGCAGGUUAUCAAGCUGCAUUCCGCGCUCUUCCAAGGCCCUGAGGAAGAAGGCCCCAAAACAGUUAAACUCUUCUCCAACAAAGAGCAUAUGGGUUUCAGCAAUGUCAAUGACUAUCCACCAAGCGACAGUGUUGAUCUAUCCUCUAGCCAUUUAGUAGAGAAUAAGCCUGUUACGCUGAAGUAUGUCAAGUUCCAGAAUGUUCGCAGCCUUACUAUGUUUAUUGAAGACAACCAAAGUGGAGGCGACAUCACAAAAAUUCAGAAGAUCGCGCUUUAUGGAACCACUGUGGACACAACAAAUAUGAAGGACCUGAAGAAGAUAGAAGAGCAUUAGUGCGUUGCGUUCCACUGUGGUGUGUGGCAUACUAGAAACAGCUUAACUGUUGAAGAAAUUCCGGUCUUGGCAAACUUUGUGCCCCCAUUUUAUACAUGCGGUAUUUAACAGCCUCAGUCUCAGGUGGAGACGGUGGAGCAAUUGCCUUAUUCUGGGCUUGUGUGACAAAACGAAACGAUGUUUCCUCUUCAGAAAAUUCAUAUUAAUCUCCAUCUGGGGAGCUCGUUUAACUUGUGGUGAAAAA